CAAAAUUGAGCUUACACGGCCCGCUCAAACAAGAACCUAUCCUGAACUGAACAUCAGCUAAAUCCAGUUUAUCCAGCCGUGAUAAAUUUGACGUAGAGAGAUGGAAGGAACAGCCCCUAAGAUCGCUAAGAACGCUUGUUCAGGACGCCAUCUUGAGGAUGAGUUGGAAUGUGAUGAUAAUCAGUCGGCCAAAUGCAACACAUUCAAACACUUUGAAGAAAUGAUAGAUCAGAUUCAGCUAUGCAAAGUGAAAAUGGCUACAGGGUCUUUCAAAGCUGCGUAUAAGCACCUCCUGAACCUAAAUCCAUCUAGCUUCGGAAACCCAACUGAUUACGAGAAGGAGCUGGUGAAUCGAGGUAGAGAGAUGUGUUUGAGUCAAAGCCCCGGUCCUCCUUUCUUUGGUGCGGUUUUGCUAAACA
This is a messenger RNA of Stylophora pistillata, 419 nucleotides long. RefSeq lists its product as uncharacterized. The record is from RefSeq and is a predicted model, not a curated record. Gene Ontology annotation, molecular function: protein binding; zinc ion binding; ubiquitin protein ligase activity. Gene Ontology annotation, cellular component: nucleus. Gene Ontology annotation, biological process: protein ubiquitination; ubiquitin-dependent protein catabolic process. Lineage: Eukaryota; Metazoa; Cnidaria; Anthozoa; Scleractinia; Pocilloporidae.